Messenger RNA from Platichthys flesus (European flounder), 1260 nucleotides. Its product is annotated as receptor activity-modifying protein 1-like. Lineage: Eukaryota; Metazoa; Chordata; Actinopteri; Pleuronectiformes; Pleuronectidae. The transcript is spliced from 3 exons. Gene Ontology annotation, molecular function: coreceptor activity. The record is from RefSeq and is a predicted model, not a curated record. Bases 121 to 573 code for a protein of 150 amino acids. Gene Ontology annotation, cellular component: signaling receptor complex; membrane; cell surface. Gene Ontology annotation, biological process: intracellular protein transport; protein localization to plasma membrane; cellular response to hormone stimulus.
UUACCAACCAAACACUUUCCCAGAACCUGCAGCUCGGGCUGGAUCAGGGAGCAUGGAGCGGUGGAUCCACGGGGAGUGAGCCGGGCGGUGGAGCUGGUGGAGCUGGUGUUGGGUCGCAGCAUGGCUCCGGAGCACAGGACCCUCCUCAGAGCGGGGGGGCUGCUGCUGCUGCUGGCUGUUCUCGUGGUUCCGUCGGCGUCCGGCUGUAACCGAGGUUUCUACGAGCGGAUGAUCAAUGAUUUCUGUUUCACCAAGUUCGAGUUGGACAUGGGGGGAGUGGAGCGCGGCCUGUGGUGCAGCUGGCCCGACACCACGGAGAUGUACGAGGCGCUGACCAACUGCAGCUACCAGGUGGCGCUGAGGAUGGACUGCUAUUGGCCCAACCAGGUGGUCGACCGCUUCUUCGUGCGCGUCCAUCAGAUCUACUUCCAGGACUGCGCCCUCACCGGCCGACUCCUGCACGACCCCCCCGUCGGCAUCCUCGGGCCCUUCAUCGCCGUGCCCGUCCUGGUCACGCUGCUCAUGACCGCCCUGGUGGUGUGGAGGAGUAAACGCACCGAGGGCGUGCUGUGAGGCCCUGAGGCUCCACUGGACUCACGUGUGAGGUUGUGUUGUUCUUGUGUGUUUGUGUGCCGGUCAGAGGGAAAGUGAAGAAGCUGUUUGAGGUUCCGAGGCGUCGGAGGAGGUGUGUGUUCAUCACCACCUGCUCCCGAGGCCCGAAACAAUCUGUGAGCACAUAAAUAAGGAGGUGGGGAGAGGAGGAGGAGGAGGAGGAGGCCCGGUGGCGACAGCAGUGACGCAGAUGAUUGAGGAGGAAACAGGAGAAACGGAGAGGAGAAGGAGCUCAGGCUCGUUUAUCACCGAGAGGAAAAACAAACACAAUCCUGGUUUUAUUCUGGUCUCAUCCGCCGCCUCUCAAACCGAUAUAACCGACCAGAUGUUCCCUGGACCACAUCUGUAUCACUGAGAGGUUCUGACGGCUGAGUUGUGACACGUUCUUCUUCAGAAAUCAACAAUAUCAGAAGUGACAGUGUUUGGAAUGUGGAUUUCUGUUCUGCUCAUGAGAUGAUUUAGAGAAAUAUAAGUUUAAAGACUGUCUGACAGAGCUCCCUCUAGUGUUCACUCCCUGUUACAGUUCAUAUCGAUUUUGAAAUGUUAGUUUUUAGUUUUUAGUUCUUAAAUCACGUUGCAUCAACUUAGUGGAUUUAUGAAUGGAGCCCCGACAUCGCACUUUUCUUUUUAUUAAAGCUUUUACAAAUG